AUGAUCAUUUCCAGAGUCGGACGUGGAUUUGGUACAUUCCCAGACGUUUCGACGGCAUCGUCAGUGAGUCUUGCCAUUCUCAGCGCUAAACUAAAACUGGCCAGAGUGACAAGUGGAAUCAACCAACCUUUGGCCAAAACGGUUGAGCUCUCACUCCUCUUCCUGUCCUGGUCCCACUGUCUGUUCCACACCCUCUUAUCUCGUCUUCGUCCUAUCACAACGCCUGAUUUGCUUAUAUUCACUCCUCAAAAGGUGUGCUCUUUUGACGAAUUCAUCGUAGCGUCUUCACACCUUCUGAUUGCCUCCCCACUCCCUUUCGUGCGGCUGAUCCGACUCUGGCCUCCUAUCCUGAUCUCCCUCAUGGUCUGGAAGAUCCGUUUCUUCUCUUUUUGGUUGACCGAUUUCACUCGGUUCCAAGGCUUCAGUAGCAUGUACAAUGUCGCCUCACUUGCAGACCGCCUAUGCUCUGAUUUCCAUGCUAGCGGAUAUUAG
Molecule: messenger RNA, 492 nt
Organism: Protopolystoma xenopodis
Lineage: Eukaryota; Metazoa; Platyhelminthes; Monogenea; Polystomatidea; Polystomatidae
Source: the annotation of a GenBank genome assembly